Molecule: messenger RNA, 1826 nt
Organism: Phragmites australis (common reed)
Lineage: Eukaryota; Viridiplantae; Streptophyta; Magnoliopsida; Poales; Poaceae
Product: putative disease resistance protein RGA3
Exons: 3
Coding region: 456-1760 (434 amino acids)
Biological process (GO): defense response to other organism
Molecular function (GO): ADP binding
Source: RefSeq, a predicted model, not a curated record
CCUUUUUCUGGAGUCUUCUCGGAGACUUUUGAAGGGAUGCGAGACUGAGGGCUCAGAGCCCCCGACCGGUUCACUCCACCUAUGGAGGUUCAUCAUCAGGCUACAAGCCUGUUCGCACUGGCAUUGUCUGCUUCUGCACUUAUUCGUUUAAUCCAGUUGAUGCUUUCUGCCUGGUUGGUGCUGUUCAGGAUGCCAAUACGCCAUGAACUUGAUAGGAGCAGGUACAUCAUCAAUUGCCCUUUGAUCAUUGUCCUCGCCAGCAAGCUUCCUCCUCUCCUUUUGACUUCACUUUGGGCCUACCAUGCGAUCGAAUCUGUACUGCCAUUAACCCAUAAUACAUCAUUGACCGGUUGAUCAUUGUCAUUGCGAGGAGGCUUAUUCCUGACGCACCUUCUUCCCUUGCGACAAAGUAGUUUGUGCAAGAGCUCGCCGGAGCAGAGCCAACGUAGAUCACGAUGGCGGAGGUGUUUGCGUCUCUAUCCAUCGGGACGGCAUGGGAGAAGCUCUCCUCCUUCCUCUGGGUCCUCACAGCGUCCUCCUUGGCGCCCUCACCAUCGUCAUCGGUAGCCAUGGACCUGGAGGAGCUGAGGAAGCUGGAGAGAACCAUGCGCCGGAUCUUGGCAACUUUGCACGACGCCGAGGAGCACUGGAAUAUCCAGGAGGAGUCCACCAAGCUGCGGCUAAGGGAGCUCAAGGAGUUGGCGUACACCAUCGAGGAAAUUGUCAACAAGCGUGAGUAUGAGGCCGACCAGCGUACGGUAGAGGCUCUCAAGGGAUCCACGGGUAUUCACUACACCAGCAAGCGCAAGCGCCAGGAGGAAAAUGGGACUUAUUCGGUGGAUACUGGUGUAGUAGAAGUUACAUAUGAGUUGGUCUCUCGAGUAACAAAAUUAACAGAGAGAUUUGAUGAGAUCAGGCUUUUCGCCAACCACUUCAGUUUAUCAGAGAACGAUGGAGGGAGAUGGUUCACUCAUGAUAUCAGUAGUUCGCGGCAUACCAGUUCUUUCGUAUUUGAGAAGAGGAUUCUUGGGAGAGACGAAGACAAAGACAUACUUGUUGAGAAAUUAUUGUCCGGAGAAGGAACAAAUGGUGGAAGUCAUGUUUCCGUCUUGGCGAUUGUUGGUACGGGAGGAUUAGGCAAGACAACGCUAGCAAGACUUGUGUAUAACGACCCGAGACUGCGCCAGUCAUUUGACGAGCAUGCUUGGGUUUAUGUGUCUGAGCUUUUCGAUGUCAGUACAACAACAAGGAACAUCAUUAGUUCAUUAACCAAAGGGACAUGCGAGUAUACAGAACUUGCUCAUCUUCAGGAGAAACUGGCUGAUGAAAUAAAGGAAAAGAGAGUUUUACUUGUGCUUGAUGAUGUAUGGAAUGAGCGAGGAGACUGCUGGGAGUUGUUGUGCACGCCUCUGUCAACUGCAAAGAUUUGUCAAAUCAUAUUAACCACUCGGAGUGAGGAGGUUGCGAGGCUGGCACAGACAAUGCCUUUCUAUCGCCCAAGUUUCCUAAGUUUUGAUGACAGUUGGUCAUUGUUCAAGCAAGUUGCAUUUCCUGCCGACCAAGAGUCUGACACUCCAGCAAAUCUGAUAGAGAUUGGGAAGAGUAUUGUUAAGAAGUGUAAGGGAUUGCCGGUAGCAGUUAAGACACUAGGAAGCAUGUUAUGCUAUGAAACUGAUGAAAAUAGAUGGGAGGAUGUCUUAGAAAAUGAGUCGUGGACUUGUAACAAUCAAGUUACGAAGUUUUACCAGAAUUAUAGUUGAAAUACAUGCACAUGCCCAUAUACUAAAGUGAUGCAGUUGUUUUCUUGCCUCAUCUCUGUUUGCAAA